Drosophila kikkawai is the source of this 1167-nucleotide messenger RNA. RefSeq names its product Cuticular protein 100A (gene Cpr100A). Lineage: Eukaryota; Metazoa; Arthropoda; Insecta; Diptera; Drosophilidae. Gene Ontology annotation, cellular component: chitin-based extracellular matrix. The record is from RefSeq and is a predicted model, not a curated record. Gene Ontology annotation, molecular function: structural constituent of chitin-based larval cuticle.
UGCAGUUUACGCUUAAACAAGGAUUUUCCAAAUUCGUAGCAGCAAAAAUGUUUAGAUUUCUUGCACUGACCACCUUGGUGGCAUUAGCCUCCAGCCAGCACUAUCACCAGGACCCCAAGACGGCGGCCAUCAUCAGUGAGCAGCGUUAUCUCUCCGGAGAUGGCAAGUUCGGAGCUGCCUAUGAGCAGGAGGAUGGCAUCAACUUUAAGGAGGAAACGGAUGCGGAUGGCACGCGUCACGGCAGCUACAGCUAUGUGGAUCCCUCGGGCCAAAGGCGCACCAUCUCGUACACGGCGGGCAAGAAUGGCUUCCAAGCCUCCGGUGACCACCUGCCUCAGGCACCUCCUGCACCACCACAGCCCGUGCCCACGGCUGGCUAUCAGCCGCAGCAGCAGUACCAGCCCCAGCAGUAUCAGGCUCCCGCUCCCCAGGCUCAGCCCGCCUUCCGCAGCAAUGACUAUGGCGAUGAUGGCUCCUACGAUCCCCGGUACAAUGAUCCCUCGUUUGGACAGAACCAGCAGAGCUACCAGCAGCCCGCCCCGCAGCCACAGUACCGCCCUGCCCCACAGCCCACCUACAAUCCCCAGCCCGUUGCCCCGCAGCCCCAGUACCAGCCUCAGUAUCAGCAGCCCCAGCAGCAGCCGCAGCAGGCGUACUAUCCCACGACCACGCCCAAUCCCCAUCGCUUCUCGCCGCCUGGAAAGCUCUCCCUGAACCGCACGCCCGACGGCUUCACUUACUCCUUCAACAAGGUCUAAGAUCUUCCUUUUAACGAAGUCAAGGAGAUCCUCCCACUCAGACACGCUGCAUCUUCUUCAUUAGGGACCUUCUUUAAUUCUUUAAUUCUUCAACUUUCUUUCUUUCUGCACAAGAGAAAAUAUUGACAAAUCAAAGUGAUGUGAAAAAGAUCAAUUUGAUAUUUUUGUAAUAGCAAAUUGAUAUUUUUUCCCAUCAUUUUAGAUAUAAUUUGGUUCAGUAUUUUCUCUGUGUGUAUAACUUGUGCUUGACUCCAUCAAAACUCUUGUGUGAUAUGUUUAAGAGCAAAUUGUAACUAUAUAUCGUACUUCCUAUAUGCGUACUGUUUGUAAUUUAUAAUCCUACACAGAGAAAAUUAUAUAGCAUCAUUCCUAAUUUGGUUUGUUGCUAAUUAAAAAUUUUAAAAUAUUA